Messenger RNA from Trichoderma aggressivum f. europaeum, 1398 nucleotides. RefSeq lists its product as uncharacterized. NCBI's taxonomy places the organism in Eukaryota, Fungi, Ascomycota, Sordariomycetes, Hypocreales, Hypocreaceae. Gene Ontology annotation, molecular function: protein binding. The transcript has a single exon. The record is from RefSeq and is a predicted model, not a curated record. Bases 1 to 1398 code for a protein of 465 amino acids.
AUGUACGCACGCUACACGACUACUGUUAUUUGCAGCUCCAUCGUCCAAAUGUCUGCGGCUGGCUGCGGCGUAUCAGCACAAAACUCGCAACCCAUUUGUGCCGAAACCUGCGCCGAGUACGCUCAGAGCGAAGCUUACAUCACCGCCGACACAGCUCUAUGCGGGAACCCUAAUGGCGACCUAAAUAAACUGAUUCGAGCCGAUUUCACCGUCUGUGCUCUCCCUGAACAGGCCCUUUCCGGCGGCUGCAUCGUCGGCGUGGAUAAUGAGCCGGAUAACUGUGGAUUUGGUAACAGCACCAUUGGUCUCUGCUCAUACUGCGGUGCCGGCGGCAUCAACUCCACGGAUACCUGUUGCUACAGUGCCGGUGCGGAAUCCCGGUGCAAAGGGGUUAAGCUGCCCGAUAUCACCGCCACCUUGACCUUUACCGCGCCCACUUCGACCUCGACACCGACAAGCUCCCCAGAGCCAGUUGCCAGCAGUGGCGGCAGCCACCUCAGCGGCGGUGCCAUCGCCGGUAUUGUGAUUGGUGCCAUUGCUGGAGUUGUCAUUCUUGCUGCUCUCUUGUUCUUCUGCAUUAGGAUGAUGAGGCGCAGACCAAGCAGCGCACAGGGCAGCAUCUUCAACCAGCCUUCCCCGGCUCGCAAAGGACCUCCCAUGAGCCAGGACGGCGCGGCACUUCCCCGAGGAUACGAAAUUCUUCCCGGCGGUCGUAUCGCGCGCAUGUCUGCUUUGGAGGGCCACUCGGGCAACUCUCCUUCCCGCCACGGCAGCUCUCCUUCCGGCCGCGCGGUGCCGUAUGCCCCCAAGGCUGGAGAUCGCAUGUCCUCAUCCGAAUUUGGCGAUACUCCCGAGCCCGAGACUCCCUAUGCAUCACUCCGCGGCCCACCGAUGACGUCCAGGAGACAAGGCUCUCUAUCCAGCAACUCAAUGCUUGGAAGCGAUGUCCCUGGUAGCCCCAUUGGAUUUUCAUCUCCCGGCGGGCUGGCAAGUCAGCAGUCAGAGCAGUUGCCUUUCUUCAAAGACUACUAUUCGCACGACGAUAUCCACCCCGGCGAAAAGGUUGCCGUCCUGUGGGCUUACCAGCCGAGGGCUCCGGAUGAGUUUGCUCUGGAGCGUGGAGAUAUGCUCAAGGUCGUGGGCAUCUGGGAUGACGGUUGGGCGACGGGUCUCAUGGUUAACCAGCGAGCGGAGGAAUGGGAGGCCCGGAGACAGGCGCAGAGAGAUAGUGGCGUAUCGAGCUCGUCCGCUCCCAGAGACAGUUCGCCCCAGGGCCACGGCGACCUCAAGGCAUUCCCCUUGGUGUGCGUCUGCCUGCCGGAGCACUGGAGGAAGACGAUUGAGGGAGAUGCUUCGACGGAUACUGGAGCCAGCGGCCUUCAUGGGACGCCUGUUUGA